Amblyraja radiata (thorny skate) is the source of this 1147-nucleotide messenger RNA. RefSeq names its product zinc-binding protein A33-like. The coding region runs from base 173 to 1147 and encodes 324 amino acids. The record is from RefSeq and is a predicted model, not a curated record. Gene Ontology annotation, biological process: protein ubiquitination. Gene Ontology annotation, molecular function: zinc ion binding; ubiquitin-protein transferase activity. The transcript is spliced from 7 exons. Lineage: Eukaryota; Metazoa; Chordata; Chondrichthyes; Rajiformes; Rajidae.
UUUCGUCUCACUUCAGGCCGGUUUAAUGCCUAACUGACCCCUCCCUCGUGUGAGAUUAGUUGGGAGUGGCCAGGACACUGAACACUGAACACUUGCAGCCCAAUAACAUUCAUUGCCCGGGACGGCAGCGCGCGCAGUGGAAAACACUUUGAACCAGGAAGUGGAGGUUAAAAUGGCUUCGAAAGACAGGUUCGAGACUUUAACCGAGGAGGCAGUUUGUCCCAUCUGCCUGGAUUUCUUCACCGAUCCGGUGACACUGGAGUGCGGGCACUACUUCUGCCGCUCCUGCAUCACACAGAGUUGGGACAGGGAGGGGAGAAACUCCUGCCCGGAAUGUAGAGAGGAGUUUACAGACCGCACCCUCAGGGUGAAUCGGGCCUUGGCGAGACUGUCUGAGAAAGCUCGAACACUGAGCCUGAAUCAGACAGAGAAGGAAAGUAAACUUCAGUGCGAGAAACAUCAGGAAGAACUGAAGCUGUUUUGUGAAACUGACAAGAAACUGAUCUGCCUGGUUUGUCGAGAUGGGCGGGAACACAAGACUCACAGCUUCAUGCCGAUAGAAGAAGCUGUUGAAACCUACAAGGAUCAGGUGAAAUCUUCCUUCGAAUCUCUCACAAAAAAGAAAUCAGAGAUCGAGCAAAUGGAGCAGCAACAGAAAGAGAAGAUUUCCGUUGUUCUGGAAGAGUCACACAACCUUCAGUCACAGAUCACAUCCCAGUUUGCUGAACUGCACCAGAUUUUCACUGAGAAGGAGCGGCGUGUACUCGCAGAUAUCCGGGAAGAAGAGGAGAAAAUUCGGAACGCAAUGGAGAAACGGCUUCAAGAGAUUCAAGCAAAUUUAAAUUCCAUCCAAAAGGAACUCUCAACGUUGCAGGAACAGAUAGAUCAAAAAGACAACGGGAUAUUUCUGAAGGAAGCAGCUGGUCGGAGAACGAGGGUUAGUGAUGAAGUUCGUACAUUGUCAGUGACAGAUGGUGCCUUGCCGAUUGAAAAGAUUCAUCACCACUUUGAGUUGAACACGCUGUGGAGAGAAACUUGUGCCAUUCAGCGAGUCUCCGUCACCCUGGAUGUGGAAACAGCGCAUGCGCUGCUCGAGGUGUCUGAGGAUCGGAAGAGGAUGAGAUGGACCGGGACCAGAAAAUACUAG